AUGGAUCUUCCCAGGAGCGAACGACUUAGAAUGUUUGAUGCCGAAAAGGCGAGAGCAUUCAACGAGAUUCAAGACUACAAAAAGCUAGCCAGCGCAGGUCAAACCUUGGUGGCUGGAUUACGCCCAGGGCAGUUGGAAAUCUGUGAUGGCAAGCCAAAGGUGCCGAGUCGAGAAAACCUUGGAAAGCGCAUCAUGCUCAAGACGACAGGCCCAGCUGGAGAGUAUGAACGUGCUGCGAACGCCCAUGAACUAACAGCGACCGCCUCCGUAUUUGCAACAGCGUUGAGUAACAACGCAUCAACCAAAGAGCUACAAACCAUGGCAGAUAACUUAAGCAAACAAGGCUGUCUGGCCACGAACCCUCACGCUGCCACCGCUCUGAAGACUCUUGUCCAUUACAUGCGAACUCUACAGCUGUGCACUGCCCGAUUCCUGCCCAACAUCGAACGUCUUCGCCGAGGCUACUACGAUUUCGACGUCCAACUUUGCUGCAUCGAGCUAGCCAUCCAACUGAAGGCCGAACAGUUUGGGCAGUGUGUCGUGCGGGAAGUUGUUCGCGAGUCUUUCUUUCUUCGCUUGAAUCUCCGUCAGUGGCGUGCGGUGGCAGACAAGCUUCAUGGCAUGCUCGACCCUUCUUGGUGGUAUGGGCCGCAGGCCUCGACGAUACGUACAUCACACACCGCGAAAGCAAAAUCGCCUGCCUCAAACCAGCUCUCGAGGUCCUUCCCGCCAUUCGAUCCGUCUACGCCAAAGCCUUUCGUGAAGAUCAAGGCUAUCUGCGUUCAAACCGCACCCGUGGUUGCCACAGUUGUCGCUGAUGCCAUUCGUGAAGCUCGUGCGAUCAAAGCGAGGAAGGCGGAAAAGGCGGCAAGGAAGGCCGCUGAACAGGCAGCCAAGAAAGCUGUGAAGGAGGAGGAGGAGGUUCAACAACACACUGGAGAGGGUGCCGGUGUUGAGAAGGCGAUCAAGCGAGAAGCUGUGGAGGAGGAGGAGGAGGAGGAGGAGGAGGGAGUUCAUCAAGACACUGGAGAGGGUGCCACUGUUGAGAAGGCGAUCAAGAGAGAAGCUGUGGAGGAAGCGGAGAAGGAGGAGACAAAGAAGGUGAAGAAGUCUCCUUGA
Messenger RNA from Endocarpon pusillum Z07020, 1119 nucleotides. RefSeq lists its product as uncharacterized. Lineage: Eukaryota; Fungi; Ascomycota; Eurotiomycetes; Verrucariales; Verrucariaceae. The transcript is spliced from 3 exons. The coding region runs from base 1 to 1119 and encodes 372 amino acids. The record is from RefSeq and is a predicted model, not a curated record.